This is a messenger RNA of Penicillium soppii, 1197 nucleotides long. Its product is annotated as glutaminyl-peptide cyclotransferase family protein. The record is from RefSeq and is a predicted model, not a curated record. The transcript has a single exon. Lineage: Eukaryota; Fungi; Ascomycota; Eurotiomycetes; Eurotiales; Aspergillaceae. Gene Ontology annotation, molecular function: zinc ion binding; glutaminyl-peptide cyclotransferase activity. The coding region runs from base 1 to 1197 and encodes 398 amino acids.
AUGUGCAAGGCUUAUCGCAACAUAACUGGCAUGGUAGCACUAUUGCUAAGCUUCCUUUUACUCCUACUGCGCGUGGAAGCAUAUGAGAAGAUUUCAGACCAGACACUCAGCAAUCUCCCCCGUCCAAACAGUGAUUUCGACAUUCAAAACGGCGCUCUACUGUCACCUAUACUUCAAACCCGCAUCCCUGGCACACCAGGCUCCACCGCUGUUCUAAACCACUUCGCCGAUUUCUUCCGAACAACACUACCGAAAUGGUCCAUUGAGGUUCAAAAUUCUACGUCGAAAACACCUACAUCAAAGGGCAAAGAUGUGCCUUUCAAGAAUUUCAUCGCUACGCGUGAUCCUCCUUGGGCACAGGUUGGUGACGUCGGACGGUUGACACUAGUUGCCCAUUAUGAUAGCAAGAUUGAGCCGAAGGGUUUCAUUGGUGGCAUCGACAGUGCUGCACCAUGCGCGAUGAUUAUGCAUGCGGUCCGAAGUAUUGAUGCUGCCCUGGAAAAGAAAUGGACCGCGUUGAAGGACCAGGGGUUGUCUGAGUAUUUGGACGAGGAACGGGGCAUACAGGUUAUCUUUCUUGACGGUGAAGAAGCCUUUGACCAUUGGACGGAUACUGAUUCCCUGUAUGGGGCGCGUGCCCUGGCAUCACAUUGGGAUGAGCAAUACUACCCGGCCAUGUCCGAGUUCAAGACUCCAUUAUCAUCGAUUUCUCUUUUUGUGCUUCUGGAUUUGUUGGGUGCAAAGGACCCGACCAUUCAAUCUUAUUAUGAGACUACGCACUGGGCAUAUCAAAGCCUGGGUGCGCUGGAAAAGCGCUUCAAGUCUUUGAAACAAUUCAAGUCUUCCUCGACUAAUUCAUGGUUUAUUGAUGCCGAGAAGGAUGGCCACAAGCUCAUGCCUCUAGGCGGUAUUCAAGAUGACCAUUUACCAUUUCUUGCCAAGGGUGUUGAAAUCCUUCAUCUUAUUGAUUACGCCCCUUUCAAGGGCUUCCCUGCGGUGUGGCACACGAUCGACGACGAUGGUGAACAUCUGGAUCUGGAUUCUGUUGAAGACUGGAGUAUGCUCGUUGCCGCCUUUGCCGCUGAGUGGAUGGAGCUGGAAGGGUAUUUCGACCACCCAUCCACCGUCCAGCCACGCACUUAUGAAGAUUCUGCUGAGUCGGUGGCCAUCCGCCUUAACAAGAAGACUGAGUUGUAA